UCUGUCCGAUCAAACGAAGGUCAUUCGAUAUACCCUCCCAUUAGGAUUAAAAUAACAGACAAACAUGGCAGAGAAAGAUCCCAUUAAGGUUUGUGUGACUGGAGCUGCUGGCCAGAUCGCCUACUCUCUCCUCUACCAGGUUGCCAAGGGACAAGUUUUUGGAGAUGACCAGCCAAUAAUCCUCACCCUAUUGGACAUUCCCCCAAUGAUGCCUGUACUCCAGGGUGUGGUCAUGGAACUUGAUGACUGUGCAUUCUCAUUGCUCAGAGAGGUAAUUCCCACCAGUGAUGAGGCUGUAGCAUUCAAGGAUAUUGAUGCCGCUAUGUUGGUUGGAGCUAUGCCCAGACGCGAGGGAAUGGAGAGGAAGGAUCUCUUGGCUGCUAAUGUAAAGAUAUUCAAGUCUCAAGGGAAAUCUCUUGAUGCAAAUGCCAAGAAAACUGUGAAGGUAGUAGUUGUGGGUAACCCAGCCAACACUAAUGCCCUGAUCUGCAAGAAGUAUGCCCCAUCCAUACCAGCAGAGAACUUCUCAUGUCUUACACGCUUGGACCAGAACAGAGCCAAGGCUCAGAUCGCAGGCAGAGUUGGCGUGACGAUAGAUUCCGUGAAGAAUGUGAUCAUCUGGGGCAACCACUCUUCCACCCAAUUCCCAGAUGUCUCACAUGGGACUGUAAGUGUCAAGGGUACAGCAGUUCCUGUCUCUGAAGCUGUCAAAGAUGAUAACUGGAUAAAGAAUGAGUUCAUCAAGACAGUCCAGCAAAGAGGAGCUGCUGUGAUCAAAGCACGUAAACUUUCCUCCGCAAUGUCAGCAGCUAAAGCAACAGGGGACCACAUGAGGGACUGGUUUAAGGGAACACCACAAGGGGAGUACACAUCUAUGGGCAUUGUGUCUGAUGGUUCAUAUGGCAUUGAAGCUGGUUUGGUAUACAGCUUCCCAGUGACCAUAGACAAAUCUGGCAAAUACACCAUUGUUCAAGGUCUGGAGGUCGAUACUUUUGCACGUGAAAAGAUGGAUGCUACAGCAAAUGAGCUUAAACAGGAGAUGACUACCGCUCUAGAAGUCUGCUCUGAUUGACGGGUUACAUCCAACCUAUAAAACCUUGAAAACGUAAACAAUGUAACUGUUUAGGCCCACCUUGUAGUGACUCCUGCGUACACCACAUACUAUAGCACAUAUUAUCUCACAGACCUUCCCCACAAUGGUGUCAUUUAUAUAUGGACAGUUUGUUGAUACUGUGUAUCACAGUAUAUUACACAGUAACAAUGCUCAUAUUUGAUGCUAGGACUAUCAUACAAUCUGAUAUAUCCACAUAUUCAUACUGCUUUAGAAUUAUUUUUGCUCAUUGGCUCUCUUUGCACUAAUACCUGGGACUUUUAAGGUUUUAUACGUUGGAACAUAAGCGAGAAGAACAAAACAAAACAAGAUCUAGCAUUCUAAAUGCUGUAUAGAUCAUAACCCCUAGAGGUAUUAUAACACAAAUUCUGCACAAAUUGCUAAACCGAUGCUCAUCUAUCAGUAAAACAAUGGAGGUUUGGCCUCAAUCAACAUUAAAUGUAUAAAUCAACUAGUUGACCCGCUUUUAAAUCAAACACUCCUGAUUCAGACUAAUCAGUUACAUUAUUUAUGAAUUAGCAUGAUUAUUAGAUAGUAUUGAAUUCAUAUUAUUGAUAUGACAGUAGAAUGGUUUUAUUAGAUAUUUAUGUACAUGUGCUCUCCUCACAAUCAUAUAAUCCAUUAAUAGCUCAUUUCAAGUCAGUGUUUUUAUAAGAGUAACUUUUUCACAAUCAAAAAACCUCAGCCAGUGAUAAUCAAAUUAAAUGAUUGCCAAGUGCAUUUAUAACAUGUAAUGUCCUGGUGAGG
Owenia fusiformis is the source of this 1858-nucleotide messenger RNA. The record is from the annotation of a GenBank genome assembly. Lineage: Eukaryota; Metazoa; Annelida; Polychaeta; Sabellida; Oweniidae.